GAGCAGGAACCAAUAAUUGAAAGGAGUGGAAUUAGGAAACUAUGGCUUGGAGCAAAGAAGAAACUUACAAAACAUGAAGAAGACAUGGAUUCCAAGAAUACUCAUGAAGAGAAUAUUUCAGGAAAUGUGCUAUAUGGUUUGAAGUCCUCUUUCGGAAGCCUAGGAGAGCAAAAGAAAGAUCAGAAUAAGCAUGUGAUAAUGGAGUCAAAGGCAUCAAGAUUAUUCACCAAAUUUGUGAUUCCAAGGAGAAGUGGUCCAACCAAAACAAACAGAAAAUGUUCACAAGAUUGCAAUGAUGUAUCAAUUAAUGAAAGAAGAAGGAAGAGCUUAAAGAUAUCUGAAGGUACUUCUCAUAAGAAAGAUGAAAGCCAUCAUCACCAAAGUCUUGUUGAGGCAGAAAAAGAGGUAGCCAAUCUCAUCUAUAAAGAUUAUAAAGGAAAACCAAGCCACAAGCCACCCAUCAAUAAUAAUGAGCCUGGAAAUUGAGAUAGAUCCAAAGAUAAGAAGAGUGUAAUAAUAAUAAUAAUUAAUAAUGAUGAUAAUGCCAUAGAUAGAUCCAUAUAUUAUACUAUAGUAUAUGUAUUUAUUAGGAAAGUUCUGUGCCAUGUAGCUAGAUAACAAUUAAUUAACUACUUUGGUAUGGCCUUGCAGCUAGAUAUAACUAAUAUAGGUUUGGUUUCCUAUUAUAUCUAUAGUUUUAUAUUUUAUUUUAUGUGUAUCAAACAUAGGACUUAAGUGGUUUCAAUUUUCUUUUCAUCAUAUAGUACUAAUCAAGCUUGGAUAUAGGUAAAGUUUCUGUAGCCAAUAAACUAUAGCUCAAAUGACAUAAUUUUUUCAUAC
Molecule: messenger RNA, 840 nt
Organism: Arachis ipaensis
Lineage: Eukaryota; Viridiplantae; Streptophyta; Magnoliopsida; Fabales; Fabaceae
Source: RefSeq, a predicted model, not a curated record